CCAACUGGUCAUAUGGUACAAAAAGAAGAAAAUUCUGCUUGGCAAGUGUGGCACAGGAGGAGUAGAGCGUGUCCCCGAGGAUCUAUUCCUGUAAGAAGGUCUGAAGACACCCUUUUUCAGAAGAAUGAGACAGUUUCUCCCAAUGCCGCUGCAGAUAGAGCCACUCGUGGACACCAGUAUGCAACCGCGUACGUCAACAGCAAACCGAAAAUUUAUGGUACCAAAGCUACCAUAAAUGUCUGGGAUCCGAUCGUUCAGGGAUCGGGCGACUUUAGUUUAGCCCAGAUUUGGCUCUCGUCAGGAAGUUACGAGACCAACGACCUCAACACCAUUGAGGUGGGUUGGCAGGUUUUCCCGAGUAAGUAUGGUGAUGCCCAACCACGACUGUUUACAUAUUGGACUACAGAUGCAUAUUAUUCGGGAUGCUACAGCCUCCGUUGCCCAGGGUUCUUGCAGACGAGUAGCAGGAUCGCAUUGGAGGCUGCCAUUAGCCGCACGUCCACCUAUGGAGGCGACCAGUCUGGUAUCACCAUCCAGAUUUGGAAGGAUCCUAUAUCUGGCAACUGGUGGUUGGCUGUUGGGGUCGUCACUUUUGAACCGGUCGGGUAUUGGCCGGCCGAGCUAUUCACCAAUAUGUCUGACCAUGCAACAAUGGUAGAGUGGGGCGGAGAGAUCUUAUACCAAAACAUCUCUGGCCUGAGCACAAUAACCCAGAUGGGAUCCGGGGAGUAUGCUGAGAAAGGUUACAGAAAAUCUGCCUAUUUCUGUAACCUCAGCAUCGCCGAAGAACCCAAUUCCCUUCAACCAGUGGAUGAUUUCAACAUGCAAGCAGACCACAAAGAUUUGUAUACAAUAACGAAGUCGAACACAGAAGCUUGUGGCAAUCACUUCUAUUUUGGGGGUCCUGGUUAUGGACAUGUGCGUUCGACAGCGGUUCGUGGAGCAGCUUCUCUUGUUCUCUUGUUUUCUACAGUUUUUUUAGUUUUAUGGUUUUUGUGAUAGUAUAUCUCUGUCUGUUAAAUAAAAAGUUGAUAAUAAUUAA
Raphanus sativus (radish) is the source of this 1042-nucleotide messenger RNA. RefSeq lists its product as uncharacterized. The record is from RefSeq and is a predicted model, not a curated record. Bases 13 to 999 code for a protein of 328 amino acids. NCBI's taxonomy places the organism in Eukaryota, Viridiplantae, Streptophyta, Magnoliopsida, Brassicales, Brassicaceae. The transcript is spliced from 5 exons.